CCGAACACCGCAAAGUUGCGUCGAACGACAGCGAUACCUUUCACGACCCCGACAACUCACCCAACGAUUACCGACCGACCGACACAAUGGGCGAUUCCUCCGUCGUAGCACCAUCCUGGAGACAGGUCGAGGUCGGCCGUGUCGUUCACUUCGGCAGCGGCCCAUACGCUGGCAGAAUUGCCGCCAUUGUCCAGAUCAUCGACCACAAGCGCGUCCUCGUCGAUGGCCCAUCGAAGGUCUCCGAGCUCGCGACUCCACGUCACUCCGCCCCAAUCUCCUCGCUCUCGCUCACUGGACUCGUCAUCCCAAAGAUCGCUCUCGGUGCUGGUGUGACUGCUCUUUCGAAGCAAUGGGAGGAGUUCGGUGUGGACAAGAAGUGGACGGAGAGCCCAUAUGCCAAGAAGAUUGAGAAGGCCACCCGGAGAAAGCAGUUGAACGAUUUCGAGCGCUUCAAGGUGAUGCGCCUGAGGAAGCAGGCUCGCUUCGAGACCCGCAAGGCUCUUGCUACUGCGAAGGCUGCAUAGAUUGCGAGAUGAAGAUGCUAAAUACCCUCUCGCAUCAUGACAGCACUAGAACGGAAGCGCAUGCAUCUCACUUGGAACAAGAUAGACUGGCUUCAGCCAUCUGGGCGAACGGCUGGCGCAAGGUGGAAGAAGCGGCUGUCUUCAGGCUUUUGAUAGCGGUUCAAGCAUGGUCCUCAGAAGGCCCCGCAGAUGUCGUAACGUGAAACUGUCAAAAUCUCC
Molecule: messenger RNA, 743 nt
Organism: Cercospora beticola
Lineage: Eukaryota; Fungi; Ascomycota; Dothideomycetes; Mycosphaerellales; Mycosphaerellaceae
Product: 60S ribosomal protein eL14
Biological process (GO): ribosomal large subunit biogenesis; translation
Cellular component (GO): cytosolic large ribosomal subunit; ribosome
Molecular function (GO): RNA binding; structural constituent of ribosome
Source: RefSeq, a predicted model, not a curated record